This is a messenger RNA of Myxocyprinus asiaticus (Chinese sucker), 3780 nucleotides long. RefSeq names its product small conductance calcium-activated potassium channel protein 2-like. Gene Ontology annotation, cellular component: neuronal cell body; plasma membrane; neuron projection. The record is from RefSeq and is a predicted model, not a curated record. Gene Ontology annotation, molecular function: calmodulin binding; small conductance calcium-activated potassium channel activity. Gene Ontology annotation, biological process: potassium ion transmembrane transport. The transcript is spliced from 10 exons. Lineage: Eukaryota; Metazoa; Chordata; Actinopteri; Cypriniformes; Catostomidae. The coding region runs from base 58 to 2865 and encodes 935 amino acids.
UCGGUGCUGCUUCACACGGCAAAGGAGCGACCACAACAAGACGCGGAUAUUGAGGGGAUGCGGCAUCGAUACGCGGGAGCUGUCCAGCAGCACCACACCAACGACACGGACGCCCGAGACAUUUCAGCGCGCGUUCAGAAAGAAGGAUCUCAUCCAGUAGCCCCGCUCUUUAGUCUGCCGCCCCCACCACCAUCGAUAAAGGAGCGCUCCACCUCCUCACAUCAGAGCCGACAUGUACUGUCUUGUCCGGACCGCACCACCAGAAAAGGUGUCCAUGACUGUAAACCGCAGCACGGCGAGUCCCUGCCUUUGACUAACCACAGCAUCCUCCUCACACAGGGAGCGCACAGUGACCGUCAGCCUUACCAUAACCAACCACUUCAGUCGGAGUUUCCAGGGGCCUCAUCGGGCUCUCAGUGUCAUUCUGAGCCAUUCUGCAGCCAUUCUCCUCAGCACAAAUUUUCCGUUUCCCCGCAGCCCUCCCCAUCUGAACUGCUGCUGCUGCCGCCUCAUCUGCCUUUGCACAUUUCUAACACCUGGGAUACUCGCCAGAAGUCUGCUAAUUAUUACAAACAAGAAAACGCACAACGAUGCGUCGGGGAGGGGGGGCGUCGAGACCAAAACCCGUUGCUGCAGCAACCUUGUUAUAAUCAAACAGGCGAUCAUCAACAAAGCGACCCCUCCUUGGAGCUACUCUUACCAAACUCUGGUCAAGGACAGAUAAAUGCAUGCGAGGAAAUCGAAAAGGAUAGACUAUUAGGUGAGCCUCAGGCUCAAUUACCACAGUUGCAUGCUCAACGGCAGUUACUGUUGGGUAGCAGCUUGCCUAUCAACUACUGCAUCAGCGGAUCUGAGGAAGUGUGCAGAAAUAACCAAGCGCUGUUGCAGCAACAGCAUCAUCAACAGCAGGCAGACGCGCAGAAACACAGCCUCCAGUGGCAGCAGAGUGACCGAGACAGCAGGUGCCAGGAGAGAAAAAUCGCACUCUGUCAAGCAGAGCAGCAGUGUCAUGAAGCUCAAUGUGAACGCGCGGCAGUGAGAAACUCGUCGGUCUCCAGUAGUGAAAACAGCAGUCCCCCGUACGGCUCCAGCAGUCAACUGUGGCCAGUGCCCAACGAAAAGGAGCAAAGGAAAAACCCAACAGGCAAACACAAGGCAUAUGCUGAGCGAACAAAGCUGAGCCAUGCUGGAUCCAAGCCCUCCCUCUCCGAGAACAGUCACUCACUCCCUCAGAUAGCCAUGAACAGCUGCAAGUACAAUGGAGGAGUGGUAAGACCACUGGGCAGCCUGGCGGCGUCACGACGCAACUUAGCAGAGCAUGACUCUGAGACCCAGCCGCUACAGACACUGCACAGCUCUGGCCUGGAAGUGGUUGUCUCCAAGGGAGGUGGCGAGGACACUAGCAAGGCGUCCAAUGAGAGCCUGGUCAGAGAGAGUGGCAAUGCACCACAGAAAAAAAAUAAAGAUAUUGGCUACAAGUUGGGCCACAGGAGGGCACUUUUUGAGAAGCGCAAGCGGCUUAGUGACUAUGCCCUGAUAUUUGGUAUGUUUGGGAUCGUUGUCAUGGUAACAGAGACUGAACUCUCCUGGGGGGUUUACACUAAGGAAUCUUCAUAUUCAUUUGCACUGAAAUGCCUUAUCAGCCUUUCCACUGUUAUUUUGCUUGGUCUUAUAAUAAUGUACCAUGCUCGGGAAAUACAGCUUUUCAUGGUGGACAAUGGGGCGGAUGACUGGAGGAUAGCCAUGACAUAUGAGCGUAUCUUCUUCAUUGUACUGGAGCUGCUGGUGUGUGCCAUUCACCCAAUCCCGGGCCAAUAUGUCUUCACAUGGACGGCUCGGCUGGCCUUCACGUACGUGCCCUCUGUGGCCGAUGCCGACGUAGACAUCAUCCUUUCCAUCCCCAUGUUCCUCCGCCUCUACCUGAUCGGCCGAGUCAUGCUCCUUCAUAGCAAGCUUUUCACAGACGCAUCCUCGCGCAGUAUAGGUGCCCUCAACAAGAUCAACUUCAACACACGCUUCGUCAUGAAGACCCUCAUGACUAUCUGCCCCGGAACUGUACUGCUGGUCUUCAGUAUCUCCUCCUGGAUCAUCGCGGCCUGGACCGUACGGGUCUGUGAGAGGUAUCAUGACAAACAGGAAGUCACUAGCAACUUUCUUGGAGCUAUGUGGCUCAUUUCCAUAACUUUCCUAUCAAUUGGCUAUGGAGAUAUGGUCCCUCAUACAUACUGUGGUAAAGGGGUCUGUCUUCUCACUGGAAUCAUGGGAGCUGGCUGCACUGCACUUGUUGUCGCAGUGGUAGCCAGAAAGUUAGAACUGACAAAAGCUGAGAAACAUGUCCACAAUUUUAUGAUGGACACUCAACUUUGUAAACGAGUAAAGAACACAGCUGCCAAUGUACUCAGGGAAACAUGGCUCAUCUACAAACACACAAAAUUAGUGAAGAAAAUAGAUCAUGCCAAAGUGCGCAAACAUCAGCGCAAGUUCUUGCAGGCCAUUCACCAAGCUCAGAAGCUCCGCAGUGUGAAAAUGGAGCAGAGGAAACUCAAUGACCAGGCCAACACACUGGUGGACUUGGCAAAGACACAGAAUGUAAUGUAUGACCUGGUGUCAGAGCUGCAGGAGCGCAGUGAGGAGCUGGACAAGCGCAUAGGCACGCUGGAGGACAAGCUGGACGCUGUCACCGGCAGCCUGCAGGCCCUGCCCUGUCUGAUCUCCCAAGCCAUAACUCAGCAGCAGCAGGACCUCCUGGACAGCUUCGUGAACCGUUUUCGCCCUGCCUCGCUAGGCUCGGAGCGCUCCUGGACCCCCUCCAGACGCCGGCGCUCCCCCUCCACUGCCCCGCACACUUCCUCCGACAGUGGCUAACACUGGCCUGGACCUGCUUACCGCUUCCAAAGGUCUCAGACUUAUUCAUGUAAGCUGAUCAAACUUUUGUUGAGGACUUGAGGUUGAGGACUCAUAUGAAUAAGUAGAGAAGAAUUAUCAAAAACAGUAGAUAUAUGGUUUAUGUUUAGCCAUUGUAUGGCUGUUCAAGUUAGCUUUUUUGUAAAGCCUUCAUAUAUUUACAAGACUGAAGCUGGAGUGAGUCCAACUGGUCCUUAAAACUGGAGAUCACGGGGUCCACAGGGAAGUGGGCCCAAGCAAUGCCUGCCAGAGUCAACCAAUGUAGAACACAGAGGAGAGACACAACCAAAUAGAAGAAAUGAAUUGGUUCUGCAAGACAUCUGUGGUGGUGUUUUCCCAAUGCCAGUAUGAGCACUGAGAGCGCCAACAGGUGCUCUAUGAUCACUCAGUAUUCAGCUGGAGAGUGGGAGCUCAUGACCUUACUACUGAGAAGAAUAUUGCCAGAAUGACAACUUUAAGGAUUCAGUUCCCUUGCUCUUUUAAGGGAAAUUGGGUGCAACUAACCUUUUUUAGUUACAUAUUGGCAUGUUAUUUUUUUCAGUGCCUGAAUGUAUAGAUUGCGGUGGGUUGUUCAUUUACAAAUUUUGGAGCGAGUUUUUGUACAAUGUUACUGUAACACAAGCAUUGCAUUCCUUUUUCAGAUACAUUCCUCUUUAAGACAUUUUGACUAAUUUGUCUUAGCAAUUACCAUUAACUCUAGCAGUCCUCUCUUAUUUUUCAGCCUUUCAAUACUUCCACCGGUCACUACAGAAAGAAAGUAAGAAAGAAAAAAGAAAGAAAGAAAGAAAGUUUAAAGGGAUAGUUCUCCCAAAAAUUUAAUUCUCUCAUCAUUUACUCACUAUCAUGCCAUUUAAUAUGUUUAUGACUUUCUUUCUU